Messenger RNA from Necator americanus (New World hookworm), 6627 nucleotides. RefSeq lists its product as uncharacterized. Gene Ontology annotation, cellular component: catenin complex; plasma membrane. The coding region runs from base 1 to 6627 and encodes 2208 amino acids. Gene Ontology annotation, biological process: homophilic cell-cell adhesion. The record is from RefSeq and is a predicted model, not a curated record. The transcript has 49 exons. Gene Ontology annotation, molecular function: calcium ion binding; cadherin binding. NCBI's taxonomy places the organism in Eukaryota, Metazoa, Nematoda, Chromadorea, Rhabditida, Ancylostomatidae.
AUGAAAAUCACUUCAGCUCCGCCGGUAAAAGCGACAAAUAGUCUGUGUGGUGGAUCUAGCCGUCUUCGAUACGCAUUCCAGGAUGGUGGAAAUACGGCAAAGCUUUUCAAUAUUGAUUCCACGAGUGGCACGAUCUGUUUGGAAAAGCACCUCGAUUACGAGAAAGAGAUCAGUCAUCAGCUCACCGUUGCAGCGAUUGACCAAAUAGAUGGCUCAACUGGGACGUGCCUUGUCAGCAUACGAGUUCUGGACGCGAACGAUAACUCCCCUGUUUUCUAUCCAACUCAGUACAACAUCACUGUAAGAGAAGGCUACAAGCCAAGCGGACCUCUGGUAGUGCUUUCGGCAACGGACGAUGAUGAAGGAAUUUUUGGCGAGGUUCACUUCCAUCUCAAAUCGGGGAACUCUGCAUUGUUCGAAGUGAAUGAGAAGUCUGGAGAAAUUUUCCUAAAGAAGGGAUUGUCACGUGGAAAACACGAGCUCACCGUUCAGGCUAAAGACGGUAGUGGAUCUGUCAGCGAAGAGCCGGCUAAUGUCCACGUGUAUGUGAUAGAUUCGGAUGCCAGUGCACCUUCUUUCACUCAGCCGAGUUAUGUCAUCAAAACUCCCGAAGACAUCCUACCGGGCAUAUCCAUUGGAGCGGUUCAAGCAACUGGACCUGGGCAGAUUCGAUAUAGCAUCUACUCCGGAGAUCCUGACCAUCAGUUCAUGAUCAAUCCAGACUCUGGCAGAAUCACCGUAGCUCGCUAUCUCGACGCUGAUAAGCAUGACAGAGUCAUUCUGAACGUACAGGCGGCCCUUAUGAAUGGAGGAUCGAAUCAGACACAAGUGGUCAUACUCAUUGAGGAUCAUAACGAUAACACUCCUCGAUUCCCAAUCGAUUUGGUCGAGAUUACUGUAGGCGAGAGUCAAGCGGUUCAUGAACCAUUCUAUGUCGUUCAUGCUACGGAUAAGGAUAAACGAAAGAACGGUGCCAUUUCUUACUCCAUCCUCUCCUCGCAUCCGCCUUGCCCUGUAAUGGUUCAACCGCACACAGGACAACUUCAGCUAACUGAUCCUCUUGAUUUCGAGAAUAUCAAGGACUACCGUAUCCGCGUAAAAGCCCAGGAUCACGGUAUUCCACCACGUUCGACAAACAUGACACUUGUGCUGCAUGUCUCUGACUCCAACGAUAAUCGUCCAAUUUUUGAAACCACGAGUUACGAAGCUGAGGUACCAGAGAACUCACCGCUCAUGACUACAGUACUAAAAGUGAGGGCCAGAGACGCUGACUCUAGAGAGAACGGGAAGGUCCUGUAUAGAAUAAGCAAUGGCUCGAAUGCUUUUGGUAUUGAUGAGAGGACAGGAAUGAUCUACGUGAACGAGAACAUCGAUCGAGAAACAAAAGACAUUUAUCACAUUACCGUAACCGCUCAAGAUCAGGGAGAGCCACCGCUCUCCUCCUCGGUUCCUGUCCGAAUCCGAAUCGCUGACGUCAACGAUAAUGCUCCAUCCUGUACAUCUGUGGCAACAAUGGUGGUACCGCGUGAUUCCAGCCCGUCUACCACUGUAGGUACGGUGGUGGUCACAGAUCCCGACAAUGGAGCAAAUGGGACCGUUGUUUACCGUAGUCAACAGUCACAUCCGCUUUUUGUCGUGAAGAAUAAUGGAGAUGUUCAUCUACGACGUGCACUAGCUGAAGCUGAUCCCACCGACGUUCGUUUGUCCAUCAUUGCUUCGGACCAAGGUGUUCCUCGAAAAUCAACAGUCUGCCAUGUGCAAAUAAGAAUCGGGCGUGGCACUGCGGCUGUAAAAAUUAUUGAGCCAUUUGAGAGGAACAUUCGAGCGCCGAACUCUUGUCAAUCAUCGUGUCUCAUCCGUCAACUUAAUGCUACUGGAGUGGCGAAAUGGCAGAUUCAGAGCAACGAAAUCUCGAACCACUUUUCCAUAAUCGAUGGUAAAUUAAUCAUGUCAUCACAUCCACAAUCACCACCACCAUGGUCACUAUCGCUGAUCCUUUCGGACAGGGAAGGGCGCCAGAAGCAUCUGUCGUUGAGGAUUCUCGAGCCUAAUUCACCGGUAUCAUCUGAGCCUGUGAAAAUUUCUCCAUUACUUCCGAUCGGUUCAAAAAUUGCCAAUUUUGGGCCGAAACUAAAGGAGAAAAACAAAAAUUUGUACUACUCACUGAAAAAUCAAUCCUCGCUCUUCGAACUGGACCAAGCGAACGGAGAUCUUUACCUUAUGCGAAAGAUUCGCGACUUGGCAGGGAGCGAAAUUUCUCUUUACUACAAUCUGAUUGAUGGUCUAACCUCCGAAUCUGAGGAAAAACAUAUUGAGUUCGAGGUUGGAAGCGGUUUCGUUGAUUCACCAUAUUUCACGGAAGAUUUUCUGCGAAUUCCUGUAGCAGAAGACACUGCUAUUGGUACCAUUAUUGCCAGCGUGAAUGCCACUAGUCCUGAUGUGUCUUCUUCGAUUGUUUAUCGAUUCGCAGAGCCUAAUAACCGAUUUUCAAUUGAUCAAUAUGCUGGAGAGAUCAGUGUUAUUGAAGAUCUUGAUUGGAAUGAGUCACCCCAUCAUCUCGUGGUUGUUGCUACGGGAGGUGGAGCCAAGGCAAGUAUGCUGAUUGUGGUCGAUGUACUGGACGUGAACAACAACCAUCCAGAAAUCAUAAGUGCCAACGAGGUUGUGACAUUUGCUGAAAUUGGAACGGUUAUCCACUACGUUGUUGCGACCGAUGACGAUUACGGUAGAAAUGCUACCGUAUCGUAUGACAUCAUUACUGACACUACGAACUGUUUUGGAAUAGACCACAAGACAGGUGCACUCUCCAUGUUACGUCGCCCGCCAACCGUGGAUACAACUAUUGUGGUCCGUGCGUCCGAUCACGGAUCACCAGCACUAUUUGCUGAUCAGUCGCUUACGAUACGUGUGAGGAACGGGAGUAAAAAAUGGAGUUAUUUCGAUGAUAGCGAGUUAAGAGUGACGAUUUCGGAUGCGGUACCCAUUGGUUCUAUUGUGACCACCCUACCUGUGGAUGGAAAGGCUGCCAUUCGUCUUUUCCCCACGAGUUCGACCUUUAAAAUCGACGAAUACGGCAAGCUCACAUUGCUUGCGGCCGUAAAUCCGGGAACAUAUCAGCUUUCAGUUCUGGCAAAAUCGCCGCAAGGUGAAAUUGACUCGCUGUCCGUAGUGGUCGGAGUAACUGCAUCAGUGAAACUUGGACCUCGACUAAGCUCCGCCUCUUGCGGAUCAAUCAGUCUGCCAGAAAAUCGAUCGCUGAAGAAUUUCAAGCAAAUUGUGGCCCUAAAUGCGACAAAUGAAGCAAAAUUUAGUAUCCGAGGGUCAACUAAAUACUUCGAGAUUGACUCAUCUACUGGGAGGUUAUCCUGUCCUGCUUUGGACCGCGAAGAACAGUCCGAGCACCUAUUGGUGGUCAGUAUCCAGGAUGGAGAUAGGAAGGAUUCAUGCACAGUAAGGAUUACUGUAGCCGAUGAAAAUGACAGUGCGCCACAGUUCGCUGCAUCUACACCACAAGUGAUUUUCAUCAACGAUACUGUAUCGUUACAGGAUGUUGUGCACAAAUUCUCCGCGUUCGAUCACGAUAUAGGCGUCAAUGGACGUAUUCUGUUCGAUCUAGUGGAGGAUGCGAGUUUUGCUUUUGAUCUGGUACCGGAAACUGGAGAUCUUGUCCUAGCUAGAGAACCUGAAGGAGUUGGAAAUGAUUGGAUGAUCCGCGUGAAAGUACGCGACAAAGGCGUCCCAUCACUAUCCGUAGACCGUUUCGUGAGGAUUCAAAGCACUCGCUCGCCUCCGACGAGUCGCGACACCCAGCCGAGUUUCUUGCGGCAGAAAUACGUUUCUUCGAUUGAUGAGGGUUUGAGUCGAGGACAAAUUGUUUCUAAGGUUUGCGAUUACAGACAGACUCAGCCGAAGAAUAUUGAUGGCGACGGUGUCGUUCGAACAUCACAAGAACUGGAUUAUGAGAUCAAGGAUCAAUAUGAUCUGAAAAUCAUCGCCACCGGAGCCUUCUCUGCACAAAUCAGGACGCAAAUGACUGUGGAAGUGAACAACGUCAAUGACAACCCACCUGUUUUCCCGAAGCAAAGCCAGAAGAAAGUUCUUGAAACACUCCCAGAAGGAUCUUACAUCACCACUAUGUCUGCCAACGAUGCUGAUAAUCUAGGAGCCCUAGAAUACAGUCUUGAUCCAAAGGAGGAACGAUUUAUUAUUGAUCGCUAUACGGGAAUUGUUCAUUUGGCUACAAGUCUAGAUUUUGAAACGGUUGAAGAGAUUAACGUUGAUGUGAAGGUAACCGAUGGAAACUUCACUGCUGCCACCUCCUUCGUAGUGGUUGUGAUGGAUGUUAACGAUAAUGCUCCUGAAUUUCAGCAACGUUUCGUUGAUAUUAAGAUCCCUCAAUCUACUGGCGCCGAUGAGGUGAUCGCUAGAUUAGUGGCGUUUGAUCGUGAUUCCGGCGACAAUGGACGAGUUUCGUAUACGCUAGCUCAGUCCCAUGAGCUGUUUCAAUUGAAUAGCAAUGAUGGUUCACGACAUAUUCGUUGGAAAACUACAGGAACACUCAUUCUGCUCGCCCCCUUACCAGCCGACGCCGAUUUUCUGUUGACUGUGACUGCAAGCGAUCACGGAUUCCCUGUGAUGUCGUCGUCGAUUCCUGUACGAGUCACUGUUACGAGCGAAGAGGCACAGCAUCGUCCUGAGUUCCCUCACACCUCUUACGAGUUUGUCGUCUCCGAAUCCUUUACUCCUCACAUCGCUUUCGGCAACGUGUCUGUCAGCAGCGACCCAUAUUUUUAUCGUAUCAUGGAUUCAAAGGCUUCUGAAGUGUUUGCUAUCGAUCAUCUGGGUCGCCUCUAUCUGCGGACCGCCGUUGACAGGGAGACAGAGGACCACUACAGUUUUACUGUGGAUGUCGGCUCACAUCCGGUCACUUACCAUCAGAAUUCGACAACUACCGUAGCCAUACGUGUAACUGAUGUCAAUGACAAUUCUCCCGUGUUCGUUCAUCUGAACUGGGCGGUGAAAAUUCGCGACGGGAUGCGAAGCGGCGAAGUACUGCAGAGAUUAGCGGCCACCGACGCGGAUUACAACGAGAACGGUCGCAUCAGCUACCGUAUCCUCACUGGUGACGACUACGGUAUUUUCUCUGUGGGACCUGACACAGGUGCGCUGAUGUUCAACCAAUGGAAUGAUGAUCAGCUAAUACGACACAGCGAUGGUAGAUGGACGUUAUUCGUUGAAGCGCGUGAUCAUGGAUCGCGGACGAGAUCAACUCUUCUCCCAGUUCAAAUUUCUCUUGAUCUACAAACAUGGUCUGGCUCCGCUCCAUUCUUUGUGGUUCCUGGAUAUGUUGUGCCCAUUUUGGAGACAGUAAUCCCGGACACUCCUGUGUUUACCGCUAGAGCUACAAAUCGUUUCGGCAUUCCAAUGAAUUCAAUCCGAUAUGACCUCAAGGAUAGUGAUCAGACGUUCUCUAUUGAUCCUACAAACGGUACAAUCCGUUUAAAACGUGAAUUGGACUACGAGACAAAAACCACCUACAAAAUGUCGCUGUUGGCUUCAGAUGGAAAUAGUAGAUCAGCUGUCGUUUCGCUCGAGUUUGUCGUCCUCCCGGUCGACGAGUUUCCUCCAGUGUUCGCUCAAUCAAGCUAUACUUUCCAGGUACCUCUCGAUGCAAAUCCUGGCGCAGUGAUCGGAGAGAUCCUAGCUGUUGACGCGGACGGUGGAACGCACGGUAUUCCCGAAUACCGUGUUGAAACAUCCAACGACUUGGUUACGGUAGAGAAAUUGACCGGCUUGGUUUCGCUAAGAGCCAAACCUGACAGGCGACGAAAUCAUACGGUGGAACAAAUAACGGUGAUUGCCGCUAGUAGCGGGUCGCAACACACAAAAACUACCGUAUAUUUGGAGAUUGGCGAUUUCCCCAUCCGCUCGGCGAAUUCGACCUUCUCAUCGAAUAUCUUCAAAGUUGGAGCCGUAGCAACUGCAAUAUUGUUUGUGUUGUUGAUUUGUUUAUUAGGAUGCUGUUUGUUUGGCUAUAGAUCCUCGAAGCCAAAGGAAAUUGAAAGUCCUCGGAAACAGGUUUACUCCGUCAGUCGAGGACAAGCGAACGGCUCCAGUAACGGCAUAAGUCGCCUAGCUUGUUCUCCAAGACAAGCAUUGCCUAGCAAUAUCACUCAGAAGAAUUCUUCGAUGACGUCAUCCACAUCGUCAAACUCAGGACUACGGAAUUCGUUGCUGUCUCAUCGUGAAGCAGCUUCGACACGUUCACAACCUGAUUCAGGCAUCGAUCAGGACACUAUUUCUGUGAAUAGUUCGGUUACUGAAUACUUGAUCUCUAUAGGAGUAAAUCCAAAUCCGAUCCAGUCACGUCCACGGUAUCGUCGACCUGACAUGAUCGACUCAGCACUUAAUGACUAUAUCUACGCACGGGUAGAGGAUAUCCUCCCUCCAGGACCAGUUAAUAUGUCAGAAAAUGUCGCACAGCUUGAAGGUCUUUAUCAAUUCACUCAAUCGCGACACGCUCCACCCAGUUUUCAACCGUUGACGGAAAUUUUUGACGAACUUGAAGAGAUCCAACGUGAGCAAAAGCAGAAACGAGAACGAGAAUACAUCCAGGUUGAGAUCUAG